Messenger RNA from Perognathus longimembris pacificus (Pacific pocket mouse), 8827 nucleotides. RefSeq names its product GREB1 like retinoic acid receptor coactivator (gene Greb1l). The record is from RefSeq and is a predicted model, not a curated record. The transcript is spliced from 35 exons. Bases 552 to 6452 code for a protein of 1966 amino acids. Gene Ontology annotation, biological process: multicellular organism development; kidney development. Lineage: Eukaryota; Metazoa; Chordata; Mammalia; Rodentia; Heteromyidae.
AGCAGCCUCAUGGACUUCUCAUGACUGGGCUGGUUUGAACCAUCAUCUUCAGAUCUCAGCUCCUGUGUAGCCAGGAUUAGAGGCAUGAGUCAGUAGUACUUGGCUUGUAUUGAACAUUUUGAGAUAUGAGCUUGCUUUUUCUCCCUGUACCUAUACCUGGACUGUAGUCCUCCUAUUUUACCUUCCUGCUGUAACUGUGAUGCUUAGAUCAUGCCACCAUGCCCAGAUUCUUCUGUUAAGAUUAAGUUUUGUGAUCUUGUUUUGUUCAAGCUCACCUCAAGCUAUGAUUCCUCACAUUUCAGCCUUCCAAGUAGCUAGAAUUGCAGCUUUUCUAUGCUUCCUUUAAACUUCCAAGUCGUGGAAAAAGCAAACUCUAAGAAGCAAAGUCUUUCUCUAUUUGGAUGGCAGACCCUGUGGGAGAUCUAUGUGGAAGAGAUUCUCCCGUCCCAAGUGUGAAGAAGCCUUAAGCAAGUUAUAAUCUAGGCAACUGGCUCCUUGAAGUGUUGACUAAUGAACUAUGACUCAAAAAUGUUAAUAACUAAACCAAGGCCAUGGGGAAUUCAUAUGCUGGGCAACUGAAAUCUGCUCGCUUUGAAGAAGCACUGCACAACUCCAUAGAAGCCUCUCUCCGAUGUAGUAGUGUGGUACCACGGCCAAUUUUUUCCCAGCUCUAUUUGGACCCUGACCAGCUUCCUUUCUCAUCUGCAGAUGUCAAACCCAAGGUAGAAGAUCUGGAUAAAGAUCUGGUACACCGCUACACUCAAAAUGGCAGUCUGGAUUUUUCUAACAAUCUAGCAGUUAACGACAUGGAAGAUGAUGAAGAUGAUGAAGAAAUGUCUGAUUCUAACAGCCCUCCAAUUCCCUAUUCACAGAAACCUGCCCCAGAAGGAUCUUGCACUACAGAUGGUUUUUGUCAAGCAGGAAAGGAUUUGCGUUUGGUAUCCCUGUGUAUGGAACAAAUCGACAUCCCAGCAGGAUUCCUCCUGGUGGGAGCCAAAUCUCCCAAUCUUCCUGAACAUAUCCUAGUUUGUGCUGUAGACAAGCGAUUCCUACCAGAUGAUAAUGGGAAAAAUGCACUUUUAGGGUUUUCUGGAAAUUGUAUUGGCUGUGGAGAAAGAGGAUUUCGGUAUUUCACAGAAUUUUCCAACCACAUUAACUUGAAGCUCACCACCCAGCCAAAGAAGCAGAAGCACUUAAAGUACUACCUAGUCAGAACCUCCCAGGGUGUGCUGUCAAAGGGACCUCUUAUCUGCUGGAAAGAAUGUAGAAGCCGACAAUCCUCUGCUACUUGUCAUUCUAUUAAACCAAACUCUUCUGUGUCAUCAACUAUGACCCCAGAAAAUGGAACAGCUAACGGAUACAAAACAGGAUUCACUCAAACAGAUUCACCGACUCUCAGUGAAGCUAAUUCUGCAAUCAAUUUAAGUGGAGCUCAGGACCUGACCCGGAAUAAGAAUGUUGUGAAACCUCUGGCUUUAUCCUUGCAGGUUGUAGGGAAGACUUUUGCUGCAGAUGCUGCAAAUGGAAGCAGUAGUCAAGGAGGAAAGGCUAGCAUACCCAGCUCCACUCCAGCCCACCCAGGGAACUACCCCUUGUCACCAAGACCUAGCUAUGCAUCUGCAGACCAAGCUACCAUGUUCAUUUCUGGACCACCAAAGAAACGACAUCGGGGAUGGUACCCUGGGUCACCAGUCCCCCAACCUGGUUUAGUCGUACCUGUUCCUACAAUUCGCCCUCUUUCAAGAACUGAUCUUCUUUUAUCUGCCCCAGUUCCACAGACCCCAUUAACUGGAAUUUUACAACCUCGGCCCAUUCCUGCAGGGGAAACUGUAAUUGUUCCUGAAAACCUGCUAAGUAACUCAGGAGUUAGACCUGUAAUUCUGAUAGGCUAUGGCACUUUACCCUAUUUCUAUGGAAAUGUUGGUGACAUUGUUGUGAGUCCUCUGCUGGUGAAUUGCUACAAGAUUCCACAGUUGGAAAACAAAGAUUUGGAACAAUUGGGGUUGACUAGUAGUCAACUCCUGAGCGUGGAAAACAUGAUCCUUCUGACCAUCCAAUAUCUUGUGCGCCUGGGUCCUGAUCAGAUACCUCUCAGGGAGGAAUUCGAGCAAAUUAUGCUGAAAGCUAUGCAGGAAUUUACUCUGAGAGAGCGGGCCCUGCAGAUGGGAGCUUCGUGUACCUCAGUGUCUCCAGGACAACUCCCCUGGCUUGCUAGAUUAAUUGCCAGCGUGUCACAAGACUUGGUUCAUGUAAUUGUGACUCAAAACUCUUUAGCAGAGGGCAUUUCAGAGACAUUGCGGAUUCUCAGUGAAAUAAGACACUAUCAAAGGUUGCCAGAUUAUGUGGUGGCAAUUUGUGCAUCAAAAAUCAGAGGAAAUGAGUUUUGUGUGGUGGUGUUAGGUCAACAUCAGUCCCGUGCUCUGGCAGAGAGCAUGCUCACCACAAGUGAGUUUUUGAAGGAAAUUAGUUAUGAGCUCAUCACAGGAAAGGUCAGCUUCCUGGCAUCACAUUUCAAAACCACAUCAUUAGGUGACGACCUAGAAAAACUACUAGAAAAAAUGCAACAGAGAAGAGGAGAUAGUGUGGUCAUCCCUUUCAAUGGAGAUCUUAAUGAAUGUGUGUCACCCCAGGAGGCUGCUGCUAUGAUCCCCACCCAAAACCUGGAUUUUGAUAAUGAAACCUUCCAAAUUUAUCAACCACAGCUUACAGUUGCCAGAAAACUCUUAUCCCAGGUAUGUGCUAUUGCCGACAGUGGCAGCCAGACCCUGGACCUUGGCCACUUUAGCAAAGUGGACUUCAUCAUCAUCGUCCCAAGAUCGGAGGUUCUAGUCCAGCAAACUCUCCAACGGGUCCGACAAUCAGGUGUCCUUGUAGACCUGGGACUAGAGGAAAACGGGACGGCUCAUCAGAGAGCAGAGAAAUAUGUUGUUCGUCUGGACAAUGAGAUUCAAAGCAAGUUUGACGUUUUUAUGAGGAGGGUGAAACAGAACCCGUACACACUGUUUGUGCUAGUUCAUGACAACUCCCAUGUGGAGCUAACGAGUGUCAUCUCAGGCACUCUGUCCCACGGUGAACCCAGUCACGGGUUGGCUGAUAGAGUCAUUAAUUGCAGAGAAGUUCUGGAAUCUUUCAACCUCCUGGUGCUCCAGGUUAGCUCCUUUCCGUACACACUUCAGACCCAGCAGUCCCGAAUCAGCUCCAGCAACGAAGUUCACUGGAUACAGCUGGACACAGCGGAGGAUGUGGGCUGUGAGGAGAAGCUGUACUUCGGCUUGAACGAGUACAGCAAGUCUCUGCAGUGGGGGGUCACCAGCCCACUUCUGAGAUGUGACGAGACCUUUGAGAAGAUGGUGAACACACUCCUGGAGAGGUAUCCCCGGUUGCACAGCAUGGUCGUCCGCUGCUAUCUUCUCAUACAGCAGUACUCUGAAGCCCUGAUGGCUCUCACCACCAUGGCAUCACUCCGAGGCCACAGCACACCUGAAACGCUCAGCAUCAUAGAUGACCUCAUCAGCUCCCCAGGAAAAAACAAAAGCGGGAGGGGCCACAUGCUGGUGAUCAGGGUGCCCUCGGUGCAGCUGGCCAUGCUGGCCAAAGAGCGACUGCAGGAGGUGCGUGACAAGCUGGGCCUGCAGUAUCGCUUCGAGAUCAUCCUGGGGAACCCGGCCACCGAACUCAACGUGGCAAAUCACUUUGUGGCACGAUUAAAGAUGUGGAGAGGAAAUGAGCCAGAAGAAUGGAUCCCUCGGACAUAUCAAGAUUUAGAAGGUCUCCCUUGUAUAGUGAUAUUAACCGGCAAAGACCCGCUGGGGGAAACCUUUCCCAGGUCUUUGAAGUACUGUGACCUCCGGUUAAUCGACUCAAGCUAUUUAACUCGCACGGCUUUGGAACAGGAGGUGGGGCUGGCAUGCUGCUAUGUCUCAAAAGAGGUCAUCCGGGGACCCACUGCUGCCCUAGACCUCAGUGGAAAGGAGCCAGAGCGAGCCUCUGCCAGCGAGAAUGACUCGGAGGAGUUGCUCAUCGACCUGGAGCGGCCGCAGAGCAACAGCAGUGCUGUCACUGGAACCUCGGGGUCCCUCAUGGAGAACGGAGUGAGCUCCUCCAGCACCGCAGACAAGGCCCAGAGGCAGCCGCGGGCCCCCAGCCUCCUGAGUCCGGCCGCGAGCGUGGGGCCGGGGGAGGGUGUCUCGGCCAGUGCGGCCUCAGGGGAGGCCCUCAAGCAGGAGUGUGACUCCCUGGGCCCCGCGAUGGCCAGCAGCAGCACCUCCAAGCCCUCCUCGUCCUCCUUGGGCACCCGGAGCCUCGCAUGGCCCUGGAGCCAGGCCACCCAAGGCUGCCAGGGCCUCGCGGUCACCCUGCCCCCGGUGGUGAUCGUGUCCAAGGCAGCUUACAGCCUCCUGGGCGCCCAGAAGGGUGGCAAGCUGCCGUCCUCGGCCUCCCUGCUGCCCCACGCCGACGUGGCGUGGGUGAGCUCCCUGCGGCCCUGCCUGCCCCGGGACGCGGGCGGCGAGGAGCAGUCCCAGUACUACCGGCAGUGGACGGCGGCCCGGCAGCACCACGCCGACCACAGCAACCAGCUGGACCCCGCCUCGGGGGCCCGGGCCUUCCACCCGAGGCGCCUGCUGCUCACCGGACCCCCGCAGGUGGGAAAGACCGGCUCCUAUUUACAGUUCCUUAGGAUCCUCUUCCGCAUGCUCAUCCGGCUCCUGGAGGUGGAUGUGUACGAUGAAGAGGAAAUCAAUGCUGAUCACAGCGAAAGCAGUGACGUGAGCCAGUCUGAGGGAGAGCCCUGGCCCGACCUGGAGAGCUUCAGCAAGAUGCCUUUUGACGUCAGCGUGCAUGACCCCAAGUACAGCGUGAUGAGCCUGGUGUACACCAAGAAGCUGGCAGGAGUGAAACGAGAAGUAAUGAAGGAAUGCAGACUUGAAGAACCCCGGAAACGAGAAACCGUGUCCAUGAUGCUGACCAAAUACGCGGCCUACAACACCUUCCACCACUGCGAGCAGUGCCACCAGUACAUGGACUUCACCCCUGCCUCACAGAUGUCCGACUCCACCCUUCAUGCAUUCACAUUUUCUUCCUCUAUGCUGGGAGAAGAAGUUCAGCUCUAUUUCAUCAUUCCCAAGUCCAAAGAGAGUCAUUUUGUCUUCAGCAAGCAGGGCAAACAACUGGAGAGCAUGCGGCUACCUCUGGUUUCAGACAAGCAGAAUUUGAAUGCAGUCAAGAGCCCUAUUUUCACUCCUUCCAGUGGCCGCCACGAGCAUGGGCUCCUAAAUCUUUUCCACGCCAUGGAGGGCACCAGCCACCUCCACCUUCUGGUGGUCAAAGAAUACGAGAUGCCACUCUACCGCAAGUACUGGCCCAACCACAUCAUGCUGGUGCUCCCCGGCAUGUUCAACAAUGCAGGCGUGGGUGCUGCUAGGUUCCUCAUUAAGGAGCUGUCCUAUCACAACCUAGAGCUGGAGAGGAACCGCCUGGAGGAGCUGGGAGUCAAACGCCAGUGUGUCUGGCCUUUCAUCGUCGUGAUGGAUGACUCCUGUGUUCUGUGGAACAUUCACAGUGUUCAGGAGCAAACCAGCCAGCCAGUGGAAGGAGGAGUUUCCAGUAAGAAUGUGUCCUUGAAGAGUGUCUUGCAGCAUAUUGAAGCCACACCAAAGAUCAUCCACUACGCAAUCCUGGGCAUACAAAAAUGGAGCAGCAAGCUGACUUCUCAAAGCCUAAAGGCCCCGUUCUCUAGGUGCCAUGUGCAUGACUUCAUUCUCCUCAACAUAGACUUGACUCAGAAUGUGCAGUAUGACUUCAACAGGUAUUUCUGUGAAGAUGUUGACUUUAACCUGAGAACAAACAGUAGUGGCUUGCUCAUCUGCCGCUUUAACAACUUCAGUCUCAUGAAGAAACACAUUCAGGUUGGAGGACAAAGGGACUUUAUCAUUAAACCAAAGAUCAUGGUGUCAGAGAGCUUGGCUCCCAUCUUGCCCCUUCAGUAUGUUUGUGCUCCUGACAGUGAACACACGCUGCUAGCAGCACCAGCACAGUUUCUCCUGGAGAAGUUCCUUCAGCAUGCUUCAUAUAAACUCUUCCCCAAAGCCAUCCAUAACUUCAAAAGUCCUGUGCUGGCCAUUGACUGCUACCUUAACAUUGGACAAGAGGUGGCUAUAUGCUACAUCAGCUCCAGACCCCACUCCAGCAACGUCAAUUGUGAAGGGGUAUUUUUCAGUGGACUCCUCUUGUACCUCUGUGACUCUUUUGUAGGUGCUGAUCUUCUUAAGAAAUUUAAGUUUCUAAAAGGUGCUACCCUGUGUGUCAUCUGCCAAGACCGAAGCUCCUUACGCCAAACAAUUGUCCGCUUAGAGCUAGAGGAUGAGUGGCAGUUCCGUCUCCGGGAUGAGUUUCAAACUGCUAACAGCAGUGAUGACAAGCCUCUCUACUUUCUUACUGGACGCCACGUAUGAAUGUUUGAAGAGACCAAAAAUAACAAAGGGAUGCCUAGGUGGGAUGGGAGUAAAACAAUUUCUUUUCUUCAAAGUACAAUCACUGUGGAGCAAAGUGCAACAUACUUGUCUAUUCUCCAAGGAACUCCCCAAAUCUGUCUUUGGGGACAUCAGUCUCCUUCAGUUCCAAUUACAGGACUUUAAGGUCAGGUGAACUGCACAGUAGGUAGUUACACAAUUACUUAAGAUGGAAGCCUGAGUACAGACUUUGGAGAACAGUGUGCAUGGUUUUGUUUCUACUAUACUAUGUUAAAGGAAAAGUUGUCAGCAUUAGGUAGCUUGAAUGUGGUUACGUGAGACUCACACUACUGGUGUGGAACUAAUGGAAGAUAAACAUGUGAGGCCUGACCCUCAGUUUCUCUUCAGAUCUGUACUUUGGUACAGUAUUACUCAGGGGUAUGAAAUGAUAAAAUGUAGACAAUAUUUGUAUUUAAAAAAGUAGUCUUGUCUUUCUCUGUGUAGUGUUAGUUUAAGAUUUAUAAUCUUAUAUGUAUUGAAACUUUUGGCAAAAUUUCCACAGAAGUUAAAAGUUUACUAUUUAAACCGAACAAACAAGUCAGUAAAUGCAGAGCAGGCAUGGUGUGCAUUUAUGAAGCUUCUCAGCUUAGUCCCUUUGGUUUUCCCAUUCUUUAAAGAAGUCUCCAAGUCUUUAAGCACAUCGUGUCAAUAUGGAAUAGUGAUUAUUCCUGUGCAAAAAACAGAUUUAAGUAGUUGGGCCAAGUAAGCCACCUUCAUAGUAACCUGCACCUACCCUGUUUUGGUUGAAAGUCAGCAGCUGCCAUCAACAGGCUGAGAUUCUGUUGUGGAGUCAAGGAACACAAGCAAAGUUUCCUCUAAAAGACACACUGAGCAUAAGCUGCCUUAAAAUGACAACAUGGAAAUCGCUGAAACAGAGAAAAAAAAAUAACUGUCCUAGUUCUACCAGCCACUUUUUGGUGAGGGAUGAGGAAGAUUCUAUGAAGUCUUUUUGACUCACUAAAAUUUACAGGUGGUAUUUUACUAACAACAAUACAUAACAACAGGAGGCAUAAUUUUCUAUGGAUUUAUCACCAAGUAAUUUUAAAAAACAGGGUUUCAGAAAGUAUUUUACAAGUCUUUUGCAAAUUUACACUGAGAUUACAAGUUCAUCACUUAGCUUCAGAUUUCUCUCAUUAGGCUACAUGUAUAUCACUUUAUCCCCACUUAAAAUGAUCACUUUUACUUGAAUCUAUUUAGGCCCCUCAGGACCUAUCUAAGCCUGCAUUUACUUAGAACAAAGUGUUAACCUAUCAGCUUUAUUGCCUUGUGAUAACGCUAAUGAAAUGAUGAAACUGAAAAUGGUUUGCAAAUUUCUUGGUUUAAAUAUAGCUACUUGUAAUGCUUUAAGUGUAUCUUGAACAAUUUCUUUAAACCCCAUUUUUAAACUUUCCUUCAAAGAAAACCUGCCUUAUGUAUGAUUUUAAAAAAUAUUGCUUUAGUACAAACUUUUGGCCAAGAGGUAUGUUCUGAGGCAAUUUUUAAAGAAUGAAUGUACUUCACUUCCUCCUGUUUUGUUUAAAGGGCCUGAUGCAGAUGAUAUGUCAAGAAACCCACUGUCUGUGCAAUAUUUCAAUAACACUACAUAGGGCAAAUAAAAUACUUGAAAUAAUCCUAAAACAAUUUUUGUACCUGGGGCAGAUGGCCUUAUGACUGAAUAAUCUAAAGAACAUUUUUAAAGUUAGAUGGAAGUACUCCAAUGAUUAUCGCUUGUAAAUACUUCUCAGUGCAACAAUGUAGAAGAAAAAUAAAAUAAAGCCAAAAGACUAUCACCCCAACAAUGAAGAAAUUUCAGCUGAUCCGCCUGCCUUCCUCCCCCUCCCACCCCCACCCCCCACAACGAAACCUGUUUUACUAAAAAGUCUGGAUCUUUUAAAAACACCUUCUCAGUAUAAUUCGUUCAAGAAUGUCUUCUUAAGGAUGAAAUUGCACAAGUUCAAGACAUCAUGACUUCUUAAUGCUUGUCUUGAGAGUUUUAUGCUUACUCCUUAAGAUGCUGAGGAUUCAUUAAGCCAGACAUUCAUUAAGCCUGCUGGACCUCGGCAUCUAUGACAGCUCAUGCAGGUUAAUAAUGAAUGUAAAGUAAAAAUUGCAAGAAUUAUUGUAGUCAGUCUGUUUGGGCUGUAAUUUAUGCAACUGCUUCAUAUGACUUAGAAAAGGGAGCACCGUAUUCCUUUGCUACUGUAAAAUUUUCUUAACCAAAAUUUGGUGAAUUUCAGUCUACCUCACCUUUUGUUUUGAUUCUGUAAGUUAUAUCUAUAGUCUGUUUUAUCCUUUCAUUUAAUUUGGUGAAUAUAUUAAAAUUCUCUCCCAUUCCCCAA